Molecule: messenger RNA, 936 nt
Organism: Helobdella robusta
Lineage: Eukaryota; Metazoa; Annelida; Clitellata; Rhynchobdellida; Glossiphoniidae
Exons: 5
Biological process (GO): neuron differentiation; canonical Wnt signaling pathway; cell fate commitment
Cellular component (GO): extracellular region
Molecular function (GO): frizzled binding; cytokine activity
Source: RefSeq, a predicted model, not a curated record
GAGGACUGUCAAUUCCUUGUGGGAUUCACAAAGGAGCAGCAGCAGAUUUGUGGGCGGAGUCUGGAGUUAAUGAAUUACGUGCUUGAGGGUGUGGUGGAAAGUAUCCAGGCCUGCAGGGCGGAGUUUGAGGGGGAGAGGUGGAAUUGCUCGGGUGGAUUGGAAAGUGUGAACAGUGGCGGACGUGUUGUAGAGGCUGGCACCCGCGAAACUGCCUUCCUCUACGCCAUCUUGUCCGCCGGAGUCACUCACAAAGUCACGAAGGCCUGUAGCAGCGGUCGGCUCAAAAACUGUGGCUGCGAUCGAACGCUAACCGGACAGGAAGAGUGGUCAGGGUGCUCGGACAACGUAGCGUACGGGAAGGCAUUCGCCAGAAGUUUGAUUGACGUGAGGGAGGAGCUAGUGGGGAUGAGUCACCCGAGCAGGGCUCUGCUUAAUUUGCAUAAUAAUAAUGCCGGACGCAAGACAGUUGAGUUGAGUAUGCGGACGCACUGCAGAUGUCACGGGGUUUCAGGGGCCUGCGAGAUGAAGACCUGCUGGAAGACCCUGCCCCCUUUCGAUGACGUCAGCAAAAGAUUAAAAAUAAACUACGAUAAUUCGAAGAUGGUCAAACUGAAGAAAGCCGGAAGUCAAAUGGAUUUCGCCCCACAGCAGCAGCAGCCACACAGCUUCAACGAGACAGACCUCCUCUUUACCCACGCAAGCCCCAGCUACUGUGACCUUGACCUCUCGCGGGGUUCGCUGGGCACGAGUGGCAGACUCUGUUCGAACGACAAGACAGCGACGACAGACAGCUGCAAGGUUUUGUGCUGCGGCCGAGGUUACGUUGUUGUCGGUGAGGUCACUCUCGUUGAGAAGUGCCACUGCAAGUUUCACUGGUGCUGCAGGGUGGAGUGCCAGGAGUGCAAAAGAAGGGUUGAACUUUACAGGUGUAAGUAG